CUUCAGACCAAGGAUCCUCAUCAGCCUUAUCAGCUAAAGUCAGCAGACCUGAUGGCAUCAGCGAGCGGCUUUCCUGCAAGUUUUUACAGUGAGCCUGGAGUGCUUGGGUUCUUGGCCAAUGGCAUCAGUGCAUUCUUAGUGCUUCUGCAGAACUUCCAGGGAGCCAGAACUGGGAUUCCGGCAGUUGGGGUAGAGAACAUCCUGGCAGGUGUUCAUCUCAUUCUGAUUGGUGGAGUCUGCCAGAUGAUUGCUGGCUUGUUGUCCUUCCGUAAAUAUGACCAUCUCAGUGGCACAGCUUUCAUUGGCUAUGCAGCUCUUUGGGGCAGUUAUGGUGCAACGAGAAUAUUCCUGGGAGCAAACCAGCACAAUCCAAGCACUCCCAUUAAUACCUCAACCAUGAUAAAUAUUACACUCGAGAACCUUCUCUCCAACUCAACUCCCGUCAAUGAAACCUCCAUCCCUCAGUACCUCAGUGAAUCUGCCAUAGCUGGGCUGGUGCCCUACACCUUGCUCUCUUUGCUGUUGGCGUUCUGCUCGGCCACGGUGAACUACAUUAUGCCUUUUGUGUUUGGGGCCAUCACCCUCACGUUAGUCUUUGAAGCUGUGGGACUGGUAACUGGGUGGGCUCUGGUGGUCUCAGGAGUGCUAGAGCUCCUAAUCCUGCUCUUUGCCAUCUAUGGCUCUGCCGCACUGCUCAUCAAGGGAGUGGCCCAACGCUAUGUCCUCAAGGGCUUCGGUAACCCUCUCUUCAACGUGCUCCUCCUUGGGACAACCAAUGCCAGCAGCUCCCAGAGUCUAGGCCAGGAAAAGAAAAAGAACACCAAAUACGCUGAACCCAUGGCCUUGGGCUUCUUCUGUGACACAGUCUCACCAUUCAUCUUUGCCUUCUAUGCCUUUGGUUACUUCCCAUCGAUCCCAGUAAGUGCCAUGUGGAUAUCCAUCAAUUCUGCUGCCCAGCUCCUGUCCAGUUACUAUGCAUACCUGAGGCAAGAUUGCUACCAUGCCACCAAGUUUGGCCUGCACUGCACCUUCUGGCUUGUGAAGACCUGGGAAGAGUAUGUAGUGUCUGUGGUAAUCGGAAGGAGUGAAGCAGCUACAGGACGACAGGCCAUGGUGGGUGACUGGUUCUUCUUGGCAGCAGCUCUAGUGCUCUGUGUCGCAAGCCUGAACAUGGACACCCUGGAGCUCGUCCACAAUGCCUUCUUCUUCCUGCUAACCAUCUCCACAGUCUCACAGAUCCCUCUUGAUAGGUAUUACAUCUUUUUUGGAGUGGUUUGCUCCUUCUUCACAGCUCUUUCACUGUAUGGCACAUUUGCACGUCUCAUCAACACCAUUGCUGAGAAGUCUCUGAUUCCUGUUGGACCCCAACCUGUCUCAACCGAACGACUCCAGAGUGGCCUUGGGUGUCUGAAGAAGUCGUCUCCACAGGAACAACUCCAGGGAAGGGGUUCCCAACUUCCUGAUGCUCUGUUUUACCUCACCAAUGGAGUUGCAGCUCUCUCAGCCAUCCACAGCAACCAGCCCCACCAGAGCUUUCUAGACCUGACCGUACCUUGGGUGCUCAUCCCAGGGGCCAUCAUCCAGGGAUACGUUAGCCGACUGCAGGUUCAAGGUGGUCAGAGGUUUGGCUCUGUUAUCCCAUCCUUCUAUGUGGCCAUUUGGGCCACCUGGACCUGGUUCAGGUUUGCAGGACAUCGUUUGCAGAUUUCCACAGAAUCAGCAGGUGGCUUUACAGCAGGAGCAGUCGCUUUUCUGGUGAUUAAUGCUUUCUUGAUGCUAAUUGCUGCCUAUGGCAAUCUGGUUCUGCUGACUUUAACCACUAUCAUGGAGGUCAUAGUGGUUUGCUUUCUUCUCUCCACUCUUGACAGACUGCCCUACCAACUGGAAGUUGCUAUGCUUUCGUUAUUUGCCAUCACUUGCUUAUAUGGGACUCUGGCAUCACUUCUUAACUGCAUCUUCUCCAAGAAACUGCUACCACUUGGCCCUGCACUGAUAAAGAACAAUAAAAAGAAGGAAGCUGCUCCUACAACUCCAUGUCCAGUGGUUAUCUCUCGGGGGACCAGUGGGCUCCUACAGAUUGCCAAAUUGCUCGAAAAUAAUGGUGUGUGUGGUAUUCCCACGGAUACUGUCUACGCCCUGGCUGCUUCGUGCAAGAACCCAAGUGCAAUAGAGAAGAUCUACAACAUCAAGGACCGCCCUGCAGAGAAGCCCAUCUGUAUCUGUAUCUCCAGCGUGGAGCAGCUUGUGGCAGCCAAACCUCCAUUCAGCCCCCUGCUGUGGGAGUUCAUGAGAAAUGUCUACCCAGGAGGCAUCAGCUGUAUUGUGCCGAAGGGAGACUGGCUCUUCAAACUUGGCGUGGGACCUGCAUAUGACCGUGUGGGGACAAAGGAGAGCAUAAUGAUCCGUGUCCCUGACCACACGGUGACUGCACACCUGUGUGACAUCACUGGGCCCUUGGCUAUCACAUCUGCAAACCCUAGUGGUGAACCUGACAGCACACACCAUGACAUGGUCAUUGAUCGCCUCGGACACAAGAUUCAAGGAGUACUGUGUGAUGGAGAGUCCAAUGAAGUGGUGGCAUCAACAGUGGUCAACUGCCUGAAGAUCAAUGAAGGUACCAUCACCAUUCUGCGAGAGGGAUGUGUUCCUGCAGUAAAGGUGCGACAGAUUUUUGAGCGGGUGAAGAACAGCAUGUUGUAAGAUCAGAAUCCAGAAGAAAAAUAAAUGUUCUUGAAGAUGAUGAAACAUUGCUUAAUUCAGCUGGAGGAAGGAUAAAUGAGGCAUCAGACCUUAUCACCACAAGUGUUCUCAUGGUGCUUAACAGCAGUGUUUCAAUAAUGUUUAACUGGACAAAACUCACUGUUUAUACUGUAUGUGUGCCAAUUUACUGUGGAGUAUUUUUUUUUUUAAAUAUUUGUGUUAUUUCAAUUUUGUUUUCGGGUUUGGUCUUACUUUAGACACAUUUAAGCUUUUUGCAAAAUGUAAAUCUGCGGUGAUAUUGCUUGUAUUGCACUUUUUCUGUUACACAAAAGUAUAAAAUAUAGCUUUUAAUGAAGGACAGAUUAUUUAUGAAAUAUGCAUUAUAAUUCUAUGCUGGCAUAUGUAUUAUUUUGCACUGUAAAUCUAUUGAGUAUCGAUUUCUUUUUCUUUGUUUCUGUUUCACGUUUUUUUCCUGUCAUGACAACAUUUUA
Molecule: messenger RNA, 3191 nt
Organism: Colossoma macropomum (tambaqui)
Lineage: Eukaryota; Metazoa; Chordata; Actinopteri; Characiformes; Serrasalmidae
Exons: 11
Coding region: 52-2700 (882 amino acids)
Biological process (GO): regulation of translational fidelity
Cellular component (GO): cytoplasm
Molecular function (GO): nucleotidyltransferase activity; double-stranded RNA binding; tRNA binding
Source: RefSeq, a predicted model, not a curated record